GGGAGAUCACUGGACAUGUAUAUAUUCCCGGAGCGUGGCUUGUGCAGAAUGCAGCGCCGACCCGUCUCUCUCUGGGCACCAAGGGAUGGGACGUAAGGUGAAGGUGCUCAAUAUCCUCUUAACCGAACAGGUCACUUAAAAACAUGGAAAUAAAAGCCGUUUGUAUACUGAAGGAUGAGCACGACGUCUAUACUCAUCCCCAUGACUUAGAAAACAUCGUCAGCGGUGUUGUUGGAAGCGUUGCUUUUGAAUCGCAGGGAAAUGGAAAAGUAUUAAUAAAAGGAAUUAUUACUGGUUUGACACGUGGAAAACAUGGGUUACAUGUUUGUGCCUUUGGAAAUCUUUUUAAUGGUUAUCACAGCAUAGGACCACAUUUCAAUCCGCGAAAGACGACACAUGGUGGGCAACAAGAUGAAGUAAGUAUGGGAUCACAUUUAGGUACUUUUUAUCUUGGAGAAUAUUUGAAGACCAAUCGCAUUUUACUCAGUGCCAGGCACGUGGGAGACCUUGGUAAUAUUGAAGCUAAUGAAGAAGGUGUGGCUGAGUUUCAAGUAGAAGAUCAUCUUCUUAGUCUUUCAGGAACUGAGUCUAUAAUUGGCCGGGCUCUGGUGAUUCGGGCGGAAGAAGAUGAUCUGGGUAAAGGAGUAAAUGAAGAGAGCCUUGCAACAGGGAAUGCUACAACAGGUUUAGCCUGGGGCGUCAUUGGAAUAGGUGAAGUUGUUGCCAAUUAAAGAAUUUAAUACUGCAGCACAAAAUUUUAAGCAGGAAUCUGAAUUAACAGUAAGGCAAUGUCAGUAAGCAUUUUGAAUUUGCAUUUAUUAUUCAUUAAUCUAGGUUGAUGCAUGGAAAAUUGUUCCUGUUACUGAUUUGUUUCAGUUUGCUUUUAAAUUAUAUGUUGCUGUUUGGCUGUCUCAAUGAAAGAAAUGUAACUUUGUUUGUUGUACGAAACAUAAUUAAAAUUGAUUUUGUUUUAGUUUAGACCUUGAAUGCAUGGCUAAUAUUGAUGUAGAAUUUUAAUCCUGGAUCUCAUGCUGUACUACUUGCUAAUUUAUGUACUUGGCUCCCUCCUUUUAUCUAAAAUGAAAUGGUCAGCAGUUUAAAUUUUCUCCAAAGACCACUGGGUUGGUCAAUGCUAUGGUGCAGCACAUAAGAAGGAUUGAUGGGGGUUCUGUUACAUAGGUUAAAAUUGCAACACAGCUAGUUUCACAAGUCCAGUGACCCAGGUUUAAUUCUGACCUCCAAAGUUAUCUAUAUAUGGAAUUUUAAGUUAUCUUUGUGCCUCCAAAUGCUUCACUUUCCUCCAAUAUCCCAAGGAUGCAUAGGAUGGUAUGUUAAUUAGUCACCGUAAUUGUUUUCUACUAAUUUGGUGAAUGGUGGAAUCAGGGAGGAGUUGAUGGGAAUGUGGAAGAAUAAAAAUGGGAUUGCUGGAAAUGGGCACUUUAUAAUCGGCCUGUAUCACUGGGGCACCAGACCUGCUUUUUUGUUUAAUGGCUCCAUGACUUUAUGACUUGACAUGGUGCUGCAGUGCAGAUCCACAACGGGCGUUAAUAGGAAGGGAUUAGUAGCAGAGUGAUUAACAAAAUCAGCUAGAAUCUAGGGAUCAUAUUAUUGAUCAACAGGCAUAUGAAUCCAAUUUCUGCAGCUAAAGAAUUUGAGUUUGUUAAAUUAAUCUGGAACUGAAAACAUUAGAAUUGAGAAAAUAAAAUUUAAGGAUUGUUGUUCAAACUCGUCGGAUUUGCAAAUGUUCUUCAAAAUUGACCACUUUUUAAUCUGGUUUGGUUUAUAUGUGAUUCUUAACUCUCACCUGAAAUGGCAUUGCCACUCUGCCUUGGCCUCCCUUUCCUCUUUCAUAUUUUCAAAGGAUGGUGAGGAAGACUAUUUGGAAAAGCAGGGAGAUAGCAUUGUUGUUUCUUGAUGUUGGGUUGGAAUGACACUUUGAGCACCUUCAGUGGCUACAGUUCACCAGAAUAAUUCAAGAAAGAUUUGCAAUUGCUGGAGCAUGAUAUUUGCCCACACCCCCAAGGGAAACAUGAUUUUAUCUGCAGCUGCCAAGGUUGUUGAAUUGAGCUUCUAUGUUUUAAUUCAUUACAAGGUGAUUCUGCCAGUCUCCGUUUUAUAGAUUUGCAAUACCAUCCUGUAGAUGGUUUAUGCAUGCAACCAAUCAUAUAGCUACCUCAGCACCACUAAUCCCACCUUAGGUAUCAUUUAUCAUAACACCCACUUUUCCCUCUGCGCGGUUCAGUAGCAGACUGGAGCCAGCCACUACUUAUGUGUUGUUUAAGUCUGAGUAUGUAUUAAAGACUAUUUCAAAGUCA
Messenger RNA from Leucoraja erinaceus (little skate), 2315 nucleotides. RefSeq names its product superoxide dismutase [Cu-Zn]-like. The coding region runs from base 144 to 731 and encodes 195 amino acids. Lineage: Eukaryota; Metazoa; Chordata; Chondrichthyes; Rajiformes; Rajidae. The transcript has 6 exons. The record is from RefSeq and is a predicted model, not a curated record. Gene Ontology annotation, biological process: removal of superoxide radicals. Gene Ontology annotation, molecular function: copper ion binding; superoxide dismutase activity.